UAUCGGCUAAUACAUUCGUUAAAUUUUUAAUUAUUUUUUUGUUGAAAGAAUAAAAUUAGCCAAAUCAUCAUCAUCAUCAUCUAAUCUUCUACGGAAUCUGGGGAAUCUUAAAAUCCUCAAUCUUGCUUUACGUACAAUCCUCACAAACACUAACAUAUGAGGAAUCGAACACCUCACCCUCACUCUUUCACCUAACUCAAACCAAUUCCUUAAAAUCAUCAAACCAUGCCAGUUUUCAAAACCCCAUUCAAUGGUUACUCCGUCAAGUUCAGCCCAUUCUAUGAAAAUCGCAUCGCCGUCGCCACCGCCCAAAACUUCGGCAUCCUCGGCAACGGCCGUCUCCAUGUUCUCGAACUCUCCGCAAACCCCACUCUCCCCAUCACCGAAAUCGCCGCAUACGACACCGCCGAUGGCAUCUACGACGUCACCUGGUCUGAAUCUCAUGAUUCCGUCGUUGUCGCUGCCGUAGCCGACGGCUCCGUUAAACUCUACGACCUUGCUCUUCCUCCCACUUCAAACCCCAUCCGCUCUUUCCAUGAACACACCCGCGAAGUUCACUCCGCCGAUUACAACCCCGUCCGCCGUGACUCCUUCCUCUCCGCCUCAUGGGAUGACACCGUCAAAUUAUGGACGGUGGAUCGUCCUACCUCCGUUCGUACCUUCAAAGAACAUGCUUACUGUGUUUAUUCAGCCGUUUGGAACCCUCGCCACGCCGAUGUUUUUGCAUCGGCGUCUGGGGAUUGUACUCUCCGAAUCUGGGAUGUUCGUGAGCCGGGUUCAACGAUGAUCCUUCCGGCUCACGAUCACGAGAUACUUUCAUGUGAUUGGAAUAAGUAUGAUGAAUGUAUAAUUGCAACUGCAUCAGUUGAUAAAUCCAUUAAGGUUUGGGAUGUUAGGAGUUUUAGGGUUCCUAUUGCUGUGCUUAAUGGGCAUGGUUAUGCUGUUAGAAAGGUUAAAUUUUCGCCGCAUGUGAGGAAUUUGAUGGUGUCUUGUUCUUAUGAUAUGACUGUUUGUGCUUGGGAUUUCAUGGUGGAGGAUGCAUUGGUGAGUAGAUAUGAUCAGCAUACCGAGUUUGCGGUUGGAGUUGAUAUGAGUGUUCUUGUUGAAGGACUUAUUGCUAGUACUGGUUGGGAUGAACUUGUUUAUGUCUGGCAGCAUGGAACUGAUCCUAGGGCAUCUUAAAAGGGAAGGUACUAAAAACUUAGGUUAAUGGUUUUUGUUUCCCUUCUCGUUUUAUUUAUGUGGUUAGGUUGAGAUAUUGGGAAUUUACAAUAGUCUUUUUGAGUUAUAAGAUUCAAUGGUUGGUGGGUGGUGGGUGGUUCUCUCUUGUUGUAUCAAUGUGGAGGAGGAACAUAUAUAUACAUAAUAAUACAUGCCUUUCAUUGGUUGGUUCCUCUGUUGUAUAUUGAUUUUGAUAAACACGAUUUCAUUGUUUACGAUGGUUCUUCAA
This is a messenger RNA of Trifolium pratense (red clover), 1450 nucleotides long. Its product is annotated as peroxisome biogenesis protein 7. Gene Ontology annotation, biological process: protein import into peroxisome matrix. Gene Ontology annotation, molecular function: protein binding. Gene Ontology annotation, cellular component: peroxisomal matrix; cytosol. Bases 226 to 1182 code for a protein of 318 amino acids. NCBI's taxonomy places the organism in Eukaryota, Viridiplantae, Streptophyta, Magnoliopsida, Fabales, Fabaceae. The transcript has a single exon. The record is from RefSeq and is a predicted model, not a curated record.